AUGAAGCCCGUCAAGAAGCCCGCUAGCAAGAAAGCUGCUACCCCGCCUAAGAAUGCGCCUUGCGUUCGGCACGGCACAGCGGCCAUCUCGAGGGGGCGCAAGGACAAGGCUGCGUGGGAGAGCUGCGUCAAGGAUUUCGUUAACCGCUCUGAAAAGUUCGUGAUCGACAAGCUGCGCAAGGAGAAGAUCGUGCCAAAGUGGGAGGGCGCCACCUGCCCGCAUUGCAACGAGGGCGUCCUCGGGCCGCUGAAGGAUCACGGGGAGAAGAAAGGCGGGUGGGGGCAUCGGUGCAGCCGUAAUUGGUGCACUCGCCACGUGUCGCCGCACUCGUUCCACCUCAUAUUCAACGCCGGCACGGGCCAAUCACACCCGACCAUUGCGGAUCAGUCCGCCGUCUUCUUCUGCGCGGUCGCAGGUUGUCUUCAAGCGACCACGCGCCUCUUGCUGAAGAAGAGCCACAAGGAGAUCGAAGGCAUGUACAAGUCGCUCCACGCUGCGCGCGCCACGCACGCGCGCCUUAACGAGCCGAAGACCAAGUUCGGCAACGACGUGGAGUGGGCAGAUGUCGAAGCCGACGAGGCGGAUUGGGCGCCCCUCUCUAAGAAGUGGCUGAAGGGACGGAAUGUAACCUUCCACACCGACGGCGCGAAGUCUUACAAGCUGAAGCAGCCUGGCGUCGUCCACGAUUGGGUGGUUCACCAGAAGAAGCGCAAGCCGGUGAAUGGCAACAAGAAGCGGUACCACGACGUCCCAGAGCCUUUGAGCGCGGGCGCAAAGAAGAGGAUCUGGGUCAAAACAGGCACCCAGAUUACCGACGGCAUCUGGCGCGAGCUCCGCCGCUUCGUCGGAAAGAAAAAGGCCGUCGGCUCCGCUCUCGUCAAGCAGAAAGUUCGCAGCUUCCAGUGGAUGCAUUGGAAUCGCGGCAAGGAUCUGCGGCACGAGACGGGCGCCAUGCCGCACGAUGUUUGGCAGAAGAACUAG
Prorocentrum cordatum is the source of this 981-nucleotide messenger RNA. The record is from the annotation of a GenBank genome assembly. NCBI's taxonomy places the organism in Eukaryota, Dinophyceae, Prorocentrales, Prorocentraceae.